This is a messenger RNA of Mya arenaria, 2126 nucleotides long. RefSeq lists its product as uncharacterized. The record is from RefSeq and is a predicted model, not a curated record. Lineage: Eukaryota; Metazoa; Mollusca; Bivalvia; Myida; Myidae. The transcript has 11 exons. The coding region runs from base 48 to 1646 and encodes 532 amino acids.
UCGGACCUCAUCUUACUUGCUCCGAACGUCUUUCAAAAGCUGCAAACAUGAAUCCACUUCGAAUCACCCUGAUCUCGGCAUUGUUUGCCAUUUCUUUCGCCUACAGAGGUGGCGGCGGUGGCCGAGGAAUGGGCGGUGGUAUGCCCAUGGGAGGUAUGGGUGGCGGUAUGCCAAUGAUGGGCGGUGGAAUGGGUGGCGGUAUGCCAAUGAUGGGAGGCGGAAUGCCAAUGAUGGGCGGUGGAAUGGGCGGCGGAAAAAUGGGCGGCGGUAUGCCCAUGAUGAUGAUGCCCGGUGGUGCCAUGGGUGGCGGCAUGGGCGGGGGUAUGCCCAUGGGAGGAAUGGGUGGCGGCAUGGCCGGCGGUAUGCCCAUGGGAGGAAUGAUGAUGCCCGGUGGUGGAAUGGGCGCCGGAAAGCCCAUGGGAGGAAUGGGCGGCGGCAUGGGCGGCGGUAUGCCCAUGGGAGGAAUGAUGAUGCCCGGCGGCGGAAUGGGUGGCGGUAUGCCCAUGGGCGGUAUGGGAGCCAUGGGCGGUGGAAUGCCCAUGAUGCCAAUGGGUGGAAUGGGUAAAAUGGGCGGCGGCAUGGGGGGCGGUAUGCCCGGUGGAAUGGGUGCCGCUAUGGGCGGUGGCAGCGGCAAAAGAUACAAGCGCUAUGCGAGCAGGAGAGGCGGCCAGGGUGGAAUGGGAGGCGGUAUGCCCAUGGGCGGUGCUAUGGGAGGCGGUGCCAUGGGAGGCGGCAUGCCCAUGAUGAUGCCCGGCGGCGGUAUGGGAGCAAUGGGCGGUGGAAAAAUGGGCGGAAGCAUGGGUGGCGGCAUGGGCGGUGGUAUGGGAGGCGGCAUGCCAAUGGGCGCUAUGCCCAUGAUGAUGAUGAUGCCCAUGGGCGGCGCUGGUGGUAUGGGCGGCGGCAUGGGCGGAGGCAUGGGCGGCGGUAUGGGCGGCGGUAAAGGUGGAAUGGGAGGCGGCAUGGCCAUGAUGGAUCAGAUGAUGAUGCAAAUGAUGAUGGGUGGUGCUAUGAACGGCGGCAUGGGAGGUGGUGCUAUGAACGGCGGCAUGGGAGGCGGUGCUAUGAACGGCGGCAUGGGAGGUGGUGCUAUGAACGGCGGCAUGGGAGGCGGUGCUAUGGAAGGCGGUAUGGGAGGUGGUGCCAAUGGAGGCGGUGCUAUGGGAGGCGGUAAAAUGGGCGGCGGAAUGGGAGGCGGUGCGAUGGGAGGCGGUAUGCCCAUGGGCGGUGCUAUGGGAGGCGGUGAAAUGGGUGGCGGUAUGCCAAUGAUGAUGCCUGGCGGUGGUAUGGGGGCAAUGGGAGGCGGUAAAAUGGGCGGCGGCAUGGGCGGUGGUAUGGGAGGCGGUAUGGGAGGCGGUAUGCCAAUGAUGAUGAUGAUGCCCAUGGGCGGCGCUGGAGGAAUGGGCGGUGGAAACGGAGGUAUGGGCGGUGGCAUGGGCGGCGGUAUGCCAAUGAUGGGCGGAGGAAUGGGCGGCGGCAAAAUGGGAGGCGGCAUGCCCAUGAUGAUGAUGCCCGGUGGUGGCAUGGGUGGCGCAAUGGGAGGAGGUGAGGGCGGUAUGGGCGCUGGUGGAGCUGGCGGUAUGGGCGGCGGCAAUGGCGGUAUGGGAGGCGGAGCCGGGGGCAAGGGUGGAGCUCCCAAAGAUGUGUAAAGGACAUCCCAGCGCACAUCACCUUCAAAACUACGCGCGAUUAUAUAUAAACAGAGCUUUUGCUUAAAUCAUAUUUCCAUCUAGUCGCAAUAGUAGUUUCAUUUGUCAUUGCAGGCAAAUAUUAGGCGCUGUCUAGUGCUUGUUCUGGUAACGGUAUCGACUCACGACUCGUCCAAUCUCGGGAAUCCAGAAUGCCCUCGUCUUGUCCCCUGUCCACAUGCAUGCAUGACAUCUCCCGUGGUAUCAGCAGCAUCGUCAUCAUCGUAAGCAACAGCAGCAGCAGGGACUGUCUAAGAGUUUCGACUCUUUCUGUAUCACUCGGAAAGAACAACAGCCAACAGUGACUUCUAGUGUUCAAGAUCCUGUACUGUACUAAAGACCGCAGACUAUCCUACCUCGGAGAUACCCUACAUGCAUGUGGCUUAUAUGUAACUUUAAUUGUUGUUAUAUGGUAUUUAAUAAAUUAGAUUUGCAAUUGAA